AUGGAGGAAAUCUUAAAAAAUAAAAUGAACACAGAAAAAAUGGAAACAGUAAACGAUUUAGAUGACAGAGAAUUUAUAGAAUAUAAAAAAAACUUUUGUUCAGUACAUUCUUUUAUUAUAGAAAAGUAUUGUAAUUACUGGGAGAUAUGUAGACUUAAUCAGACAUUUCUAGGAAGAAUAUUUUUCCCGAUAGACAAAAUAUUAAGAAAUGAUUCCCGCUUGUGGAUCUCAUCAAAUCUGAAAUAUGGUAAUAAACAUGUUUUAGUUCCUAUUGAUUUUUAUACAUUAACUGAAACAAUAUUAUCUUUAGAUGUAAGAAUAGGAGGAUUAUUUAGAGUUAGAAAUUCAAUGAUUACAGUGAAAGAAUGUGUAGAUAUGUUAGAAAGAGAGAUAUAUAAUAGAUCAUCAUUUAAAGAUAUUAGAGAUAAAUUGGCUGAAAGCUUUAAUGUUAUUGACUUGACCACAGCCUUUAAAGAAAUUCUAAGAAACUAUAAACAUUCAGUAAUACCAGAAGGUUUUUUACCAAUAAUUAUAAAAUUAUUCUCUGUAGAUAAACAGGAGGAUAGAUUAAUUCUUUAUCACUAUUUAUAUAUUUCUUUACCUAAAUUCAACAGACAUAUUUUAGAAGCUACAAUAUUUUUUUUGUACCUGAUUCACGACAUAGCAACAGUAGACGGGUCAGAUUAUACAAAUAAUAUGGAUAUGGCAGGAAUAUCAACGGUUAUAAUGCCUAACUUAUUACUUAAAAAUGUACAAGAUUUCUCCUUGGCAGAAGUUUCAUUGUUGGUAGAAUUUAUGAAAGAAUUUAUAUUGAAUUUUAAGACUAUUGCACAAAAAAAUACACUCUUUGAAAUAAUAGAUUAA
Messenger RNA from Vairimorpha ceranae, 864 nucleotides. RefSeq names its product lrg1-like protein. The coding region runs from base 1 to 864 and encodes 287 amino acids. Gene Ontology annotation, biological process: signal transduction. The record is from RefSeq and is a predicted model, not a curated record. The transcript has a single exon. Lineage: Eukaryota; Fungi; Microsporidia; Nosematidae.